This is a messenger RNA of Aedes aegypti (yellow fever mosquito), 1953 nucleotides long. It is a transcript of the gene Gr66a, whose product is annotated as gustatory receptor for bitter taste 66a. The record is from RefSeq and is a predicted model, not a curated record. NCBI's taxonomy places the organism in Eukaryota, Metazoa, Arthropoda, Insecta, Diptera, Culicidae. Gene Ontology annotation, biological process: sensory perception of taste. Bases 105 to 1628 code for a protein of 507 amino acids. Gene Ontology annotation, cellular component: neuronal cell body; dendrite; membrane. The transcript is spliced from 3 exons.
UUUGACAAGCUUUCCUCGACCGCAUCCUAAUCAAUUAACACCAUCCAUUGCAUCGUUGAGUUACACGCAUAUCGGCCACAUUGCUUGCAAUAUCGUUGGUCAAAAUGGCAGCAAAAGUGGGAUCAAGUUUGCUCGAGUCCAUCAAGGUGCUGUUCUACAGUUCCUCCAUCCUGGGGAUCAUCCCGUACUCGCUGCGAGAUUUCUACUCCCGCACCGUGCUGCGCGUUUCCGUCGUGGGAAACAUUUGGGUCCUGCUGAGUGUCGUCAGCUACUCGGUCAGCUACCACAUGGUGACGGAUGCCUACGUCGGAGUGGGAGGCGGAGGACAAGGGACCCUCACCAAUGCGAUCGGCAUCUUCAUCAUCUACAUGGAACCGCUGAUGAUGUGUAUCGACAUGCUGGCCGCCAUGCUCAACCAGAAGCGCUUGAUUGAGUGCGUCGAGCGGCUGGACAAGGUGGACCUGAAGCUGGCUGGCGAGAACAUCCCGGUGGAUAAUGGACGGCUCCGGCGGUACGUCGUCAUUCUGCUGGUACUGGUGUUCGUCUUCGAGGCUAUCCUCACGACGUACAAUUUUGUCGAAUUCUCCGAAGCGUAUACCUUGUUGUCCUUGAUGUGGUUCAUUACGACAUUCCCUACGGCCAUCAACUCCGUCAGCCGGAUUUGGUUCGUAGUGCUGGUUCAAUCCAUUCGACAUCGGUUCCACGUGAUGAACCAUCACAUGGAUGAACUGGCUGCGUUGUUGGAAGAACACAAUGACCGCUGGGAAGAUGACUUGGAGAUCGAGAAGAACGACAUUCCAAUGAAUUAUUUGGAAAAGGAGAUCUUCACCAUUCGCAGCCACAAAAGAGGAAAUGCUGUUCAACCGAUAAUGCCGAUGAAACCUUACGGCAAUCAGCAAGGGAAGAUCAUUAGCGUGAAACCGUUCGAAAAACGACUGACCGAGGAGAAAGUCUUGGCACAGAAGCGAGCAGUGUUUGAAUUCCUCGCGUUCGACAAAUAUAUGAAGAUCGACGAGAAGCUGGAUAAGAAGAUGAUUCUCAUCUGCCGCACCCACGACGAGCUAUGCGAGAUUGGCAAAUCCGUGAACUACAUGUUCAGCUUUCAGAUGUUAGUCUCGAUGGCACACGGUUUCAUGGCCAUUACGGCACAGUUCUAUUUCCUGUACUGCGCCUUGUCGAAGCAGGAAGUUCCGAUCCUAUUCCGCUCCGCUACGGUGCUGCAGAUUUCGAUCAUCCAGAUCUUCUACAUUGCGGUCAAGUGCGUCAUUUGCAUCUACGUUUGCUGGAAAACCAAAACCGAAUCGCAACGGACCGGGGUCUUCAUGCACCAUUUGGCGAACAUGGUCGACGAGACGCACUUCUAUCAGAUUGUGAACCAUCUGUCGUUGAAACUGCUGAAUCACCAGUUGAACUUCAGCGCGUGCGGAUUCUUCGAUCUGGACAUGACCACGCUGUAUGCAAUCACCGGUGCCAUCACGAGCUAUUUGAUCAUUUUGAUUCAGUUUAAUCUGGCUGCACUGCAGAAAGCUGGAAACGCAACGGAAGCAGUCAACGUGACGGCGGCCACGGUGGCACCGUUGCUGAAUUUGAGCACGACUGCUCUCAGCACCUACGUGGCUAAUCCCUAAAGGACAUGAACAUGUGGUGGACCAUUGGGUCCCGAACAGUAGUGAAGUGCAACAGGUUGGCAGCACGCUUUGGUAUAAUUUCGUUGUCCAGUGCCAUGUUAUCUUCAACAUAUGCUUACAGUGAUUACAUGUGAUCAAGUGUUUAGUGUCGAUUUGAGCGUGAAGAACCAGUUGUGCAAAUAAUGUUACCUGUUUGAUAUGCUACAAUUGAUUUGUUGAUUUAUUUUCAUAUCACCAAUCGAAAUGUGCGAGAAGUGAUAAAAGCUGAAGAAAUACUAUUGGAAAGAAGCGGACUUUUCUGGAUCUGAGCAUAUAUUACAACGAA